GAACGAAUUCGCGUCAAUCGCCUUGGGCAUUUUGCAAAAUGCAGAUCGUGUUUUCAUUUGGUUAAAAUUUUGCGCGUAGUGCUGUAGUGAGCGAUAGAUUUACUGUUUCGCCAGCCGGAAAACAACAAUCGCGACAAUAAAAAAAAAGUACAAGAUCUGGUAUUCCACAAACGUUUGCGUCUAAAAUUGAACAAUGAUUUACAAUCAGCUGGGAAAUACUGAUAUGAAAAUAUCGAAUUAUUCACUAGGUGCAUCUGCAUUUGGAAGUGUCUACAGUGAGACAGACGAUCAAGAAUGUGUUGAACUUCUUAAAACAGCAUUAAAAAGAGGAGUUAAUCUUAUUGACACAUCACCCUGGUAUGGACAUGGUAAAGCUGAAACAGUUCUGGGAAAGAUAUUGCCACAGUUGGACAGAUCUUCGUGUUACAUCAAUACGAAGGUUGGAAGAUAUGAGAAAGAUAUUUCUGGAAUGUUUGAUUUUUCGUAUGAACGAACGAUCAAGUCUGUUGACGAAAGCCUCAAAAGAAUGAAUAUAGAUUAUAUUGAUGUCAUACAGGUUCAUGACUUUGAAUUUGCACCAAAUCUGGAAAUCAUUGUGAACGAAACCUUACCAGCAUUACAAAAGGUGAAAGAGCAAGGAAAAGCUCGAUAUAUUGGCAUCACUGCUUAUCCUAUUGAUGUAUUAAAAUCUCUCAUUCAAAAGUCUAAAGUGAAAAUCGACUCAAUUCUCAGUUAUUGUCAUGGAUCAAUGAAUGAUAAUUCGUUACAAGAUCAUAUGGCGUUUUUUGAGAGCCAGGGAAUUGGUGUGAUAAAUGCAUCUGGAUUAUCUAUGGGGUUAUUAACAGAUCGAGGCCCAGCUAAAUGGCAUCCUGCUGGAGUAAAAAUAAGGGAAGCAUGUAAAAAUGCUGCUGUAUAUUGUCAGGAAAGAGGAAGCAACAUAUCGAGGCUUGCUCUUUACUUCAGUAUCAGUCAACCGAAGAUUGCAUCUACACUGUAUAGUACAUCAAAACUUGCCAAGCUUGAAGCAAAUCUAGAUGUUGUUGAAAAUGGAAUCACUGAUGAAGAGAAACAAUUGAUGGGUGAAGUUGUUGAAAGAUUUUUCGAUCCAUUAGAGAGUAAGUCAUGGGAAGGUGUUGAAGUUGAAUCUUAUUGGAAAAAAUUGAAAAAAGCAAGCGAAGGUGGAUCACAAGAUUUUGAGUAUGCAUAAAAUGAAUGCCAUUUCGUAUUAUGAGAGAAUCAUUUCAGAUUUUAAUGCAGUCAUAAUUUUAUAUACUCUGGUGAUAUAUGCAUUUUAUCUAUAUCUACAUACAUAUUAUUUAUCUUUUAGGAGAUGCUGAAACAUUAAUUUUUGUUUCGCAUGGUGUUAUGUGCAAUUAUUCUUGCUUACAUUUAUUUUAGAAAUAAUAAUAGUGGAAAUUUCUGUUUGAUGAAAUCAAUUUUUCAUUCUGCCAGAUUGAUUCUCAUUAAUCUACCCUGAUAGAUUUCUAUACAACUUAUUAUAUGCAAUAUCAUUUUUUCAAGAAAUUCGUACAGUGGUUUAUAUCAAAUGUGUGCCAAAUUUUUUCGACAAAAAUGCGCUACGGAAAGGAAACAUAAGUACGAUUUUGAAAUAUUAAAAUGAAAAAAUAUGGCAAAAACAGUCACAAAAUUUUUUUGAAUUCUGAUGGAAGUAAUUUUUGUAAUAUAUAAUUGAAAUAUUAAUCUACCUUCUUCCACAUUUUCUUUUUGAGGAUACCGUAUUUUUGUUAAAAUAGUAUCGUUUUCAGUAAUAACAACUAUUUUAAACUCAAAAUUUCUAAUCUUCGUCACGCUGGAAUGAAAAUUUUCCUUUGUUUUCGUAAUUGAAAUUAUAAACUUUUUAAUUUGUGAGCGUUAUUUGCCAACGUGCAGCUUAUUGUGCAAUUUACUGAUUUAUUAUUUUAACUUAUCAAAUUGUAAUGUAAUCAAAUACAGUAUUAUGAUCGGUGAA
Molecule: messenger RNA, 1969 nt
Organism: Styela clava
Lineage: Eukaryota; Metazoa; Chordata; Ascidiacea; Stolidobranchia; Styelidae
Source: RefSeq, a predicted model, not a curated record